AUGGAGUCGUAUGCGGGUUCGGGGGAGUUCACCAUUUUAAGGAAGUUCCGCUCCGCUGUUAUAGAUAACAUAAUCAUUUACGGAUCGUACCUAGUUCUUUUCGUCUGUGUGAUGAUCUAUCUUCUUGUCAAACGCGCUGUUUAUUUUAAUGCGGCAUCUCUGAAAGUCCUGUUAAUCACGACUAGCAAUACCUGGGGCCUGUUUAUGGUGAUUUUCUUUCUGGGCUACGGUCUGGUUGAAGUUCCUAGGGCUGUAUUGCGCGCUGCAUCUCCUAUCACUAGACUGCGUUUUGGGUAUUUUUCCUUGAGCAAAAAAUACCUUGAGUACGUUGAAGACGAGGAUGAGCUCAAAAUGGUUUUAUCAGAAAUUGAAGACUUAGACCACCAAAUAGGGCCUGAUCAUCCUCUUCGUUCCCGACUAAACGUAGUUGUUUCCAAAGCUGCUGACAUUAGCGAAAUUGACGGCAAUGGCAACCGAGCUACUCGGUAUACCCGUGGUGGUCGACCCGAGAGCGGUCUAGGACUUGAUGAGGCUGUGCUGACUACACAACGCCUCGUGCGACUGCACAAACGCUUAAAGCGGGCUUAUCAUCACUGCUGUCGGGCUCAUGCUCUCUGGCAUGAGGCCCUUUGUCAAGCUGCUUCUGCUGAAGAUGUAUAUAACAAUUGUAUUGCUGGUCGUUCACGAUUUUUUGAACAUGGUCCCACGCCGGCUGCACUAAGCACCAGGGAUUCGCAUAGUUCAGUCUUUCCGCUAUGGCAGCGGCUGGUGGGAUUGAAUUCACGGUUCAGUAGUCUUGAAUGGUACUGGAGGUGUCGCAUUUAUCCGCUAGUACUGCGCGCUCUGGGCGCCAUCCUCUCAGCUAUCUCGCUUCUUGUGGUCUGGAGUGAGUGCACCUUCUUUGUCCGGAAACCUCGUCUCUCUGUUAUCGCCGCCGUCCUCCAAUCUUGUCAGACCAUUAUGUCAUACAAUCUCAUUGCGUUCGUGAGCUUCGUAUUCUUGGGCUAUUUGGGCUUCUGCAUCUACUUCACGGCCUACCGUCUUCGAUUCUUUAACUACUACCGCCUCGUGCCUGACCACCACUCCGAUGCCAUCAGUCUUAUCUUCUACGGCUACAUGCUCUGCCGACUGACGCCAUCGUUGUGCGUAAAUUUCCUCUGCUUGGCCCAUCUGGACAGUCACGUUUUAUCUUCAUCGGUUGCUACUACCACCGACGAAAACAGCACAGUAACCGCAAAGAUUUACCACGAGACGGCGUUCACUAAAUUCAUGGGCCAUCUGGACGUGGUGCCUUUUAUCGCUAACGGCUUCAACGUCUACUUUCCUAUUAUUGUGGUGCUGCUCUGUUUGGUAACCUUCUUCAGUUUGGGCAGUCGCUUGCUUACCUACUUGGGCAUGCCCCAGCUCACCGGCCCAAGCUUUAUUGACAAACGUUUGCCUGCGGGGGAAAGCAGUCUUGUGGACGAUGCUAUUGAAGAUGGUCGAAUGCUGCUCUACCGGGAACGAACUUUGGGUCGCACACGCCGAUUCACACGAGGCGAUACUGUUUCCGACCCCUCAACUUGUCGUAGAACACUUGAAGGGCAAGCCAAAUUGCAGUCUGACUUCCAUAUUCCUGAAAAUCAGGACGAACUGCGAGCUGACCAGAACUUUACUACCGAUCAACCGGUUGUGGAGUUCUCCGAGGAGAAGAUGAACGCCAUGUUUGAUUUCAACCUCCCUUCUUUCAGGAACGACGGUGGGUCAUCGGCCUUCAGAACCCAGUACACUCCUCUAGACGGAGAAGGACCUCCUCUCCUUUCUAAAGUUGGUUCUUCUCUCCAUCGCAUAUUCCAGCCCCGUUGA
Messenger RNA from Hydatigera taeniaeformis, 1845 nucleotides. The record is from the annotation of a GenBank genome assembly. Lineage: Eukaryota; Metazoa; Platyhelminthes; Cestoda; Cyclophyllidea; Taeniidae.